AUGGGGGUCUCUGCUUUCCAGAUACAAGAAGACAUCAUCAUCUCCAAAAUCAAGGAGGUAACCAAUGGCGAGUGGAUGAUCCUUGUGACCGACACAGAGUCCAAGAGGCUUCUGGACAACACUGUCAAGGAAGAUGACAUCCUCAACAUCAACAUCGCUAAUAUUGAGCGUCUUGAGGAGAAGAGAGACGCAAAUCCUGGCAUGUCGGCUAUAUACCUGCUCUCCCCGCAACAACACAUUGUUGAGACACUUGUGGCGGACCUCGAAAAACAACGGUACCAGCGGGCCCACCUGUUAUGGAUCAACACUCUGAGUCGACGACUGCGAGACCGCAUCGCCUCAAGCCGCGCAAGCAGGUCGAUCGCUGGCGAACACGAGCUCAACAUUGACUUCUUUCCCCGAGAGUCGCACUUGAUCACCUUCCGCGACCCAUACAGCUUUCCCACGCUGUACAACCCGAAAUGCAACGAUCUGGUCAAGGAACAUAUGGAAACGCUGGCCCGCAAGAUCACGGAUGUCUGCGUGUCCCUGGGCGAGUACCCCAAGAUUCGGUACUACAGGCCCAAUGCAGCCCUACACGACGCACAGGUUCUCUGCUACCACUUUGCCAACCUCCUCCAGCAAGAGCUUGACAACUAUGCGCGGAGACACCAGGAAUACCCGCCACCGUCGUCGCGGCCACAGAGCGUCCUCUUCAUAACGGACAGGUCUAUGGACUUGAUGGCACCUUUGCUACACGAGUUCACUUACCAGGCCAUGGCGCACGACCUUCUGCCCAUCAAGGAGGGGGAGAAGGUGACGUACCGCAUCAAGAUCAACGACGGAGAAGAAGAGCAGGACAUGGAGCUGCAGGAGAAGGACGAGACAUGGGUGGAGAACAGGCAUCGGCACAUGAAAGACACAAUUGACACGCUCAUGUCAAAAUUUCAGAAAUUUGUAGCCGAAAACCCAGGUGCCACAGACGACGGAAACCCGGCCAACUUAAACAUGAUCAAGGACAUGUUGGCCAACAUGCCGAAAUACCAGCAGUUGAAGGACGCUUACACCCUGCACCUGGCCAUGGCCGAGGACUGCAUGAAUGCGUUCCAGGCACGCAAACUUCCAGAAAUCCAGUCGGUCGAGCAGUCGUUGGCAACCGGGCUGGACGAGGAUCUUCGCAAAGCAAAGAACCUCUUACCAACAAUUGUGAGGCUGCUCGAUGACGAAUCUGUCCUGCCCAUCGACAGGGAGCGACUGAUCAUCGCAUGGUUGAUUUACCGGUACGGUGUGGUCGAGGAGGACAUCAAGAGGCUUUUGGCUCACGCGCAGCUUUAUGGGGGCGAGCCGAAGAGCGAGAAGCUGGAUAUCAUUCAUAACCUACAGCUCCUCGGAGCUCGGAUACUUGCACCCCUCAAGGACGAAAGAAAAGCGCCAGAGCCCUUGUUUCCUGUCGACACCAAACAAGAACUAAACGAAGAGUAUGGCCUGGUUCGGUAUCAUCCAAACGUGAAGCACAUGCUGGAAUACUUCUGCGAAGGCAGGCUACAGCACGACGUAUUCCCGUACACGAAGCAAGAGGACCAGGAGGCCAUGGAGGUAGGACAGGUUCAGAGCUCGCUACGGGCCGCCAAGCCGAGCUGGGCGAGUCGCACCGGUGCCGGAGCUACGCGACGGCAGGACAACCGCCAGCGACUCAUCGUCUUCAUGGCGGGUGGUGCGACCUUUUCCGAAUCCAGGGCAUGCUAUGAGGUCGCGGAGAAACACAACCGCGAGGUCUUUCUGAUCACCAGCCACAUGGUCUCGCCCAAGUUGUUCCUUCGCCAGGUCCAAGACCUCGACCUCGACAGGAACAGGCUGGACCUGCCGAUGCUCCGCAAACCAGGGCUUCCCAAGUGGGUGACGGAACCCGAGCGACCCACGCCACCUCCUGUGAUGUACUCCCAAGGCGCGCCGGCACCGCCCCCUAAGGGAGGGCCUGGUGGCGGUCUGCCUCCGGGUCCACGGGGAGGCCUUCCUGGACGACCAGGGCCUAUGAUGGCGCCGACACAACAGAUGUCAGCCAUGUCCAUAGCCAGCGCACCGCCCCGUCCCUCGCCCGUUCCGCCGCCGGCCAACGGCGGGGCGAGUAGUGCCAGCUACCACUCGCCGACGGCGAGCUCCGACAGCAACAAGCUGGAGAAGGAGAAGAAGAAGAAGCGCAACAUUUUUGGCAUCAAGAAAUAG
Messenger RNA from Cryphonectria parasitica EP155, 2202 nucleotides. Its product is annotated as Sec1-like protein. Lineage: Eukaryota; Fungi; Ascomycota; Sordariomycetes; Diaporthales; Cryphonectriaceae. Gene Ontology annotation, biological process: intracellular protein transport; vesicle-mediated transport. Gene Ontology annotation, cellular component: plasma membrane; secretory granule. Gene Ontology annotation, molecular function: syntaxin binding. The transcript has 5 exons. Bases 1 to 2202 code for a protein of 733 amino acids. The record is from RefSeq and is a predicted model, not a curated record.